GCAACCGGAUGUCCCUCAACUCUGCAAGGAGGGCGGCUAAACAGGAGGUGUGCCUCUCCGAAAUUGCCUCCCCCGCCCUAUACGCAGACUCGCUUGCAGUCCGGACGCUAACAAGCGAGGGAGGCGUGGAACGGCUUGCGGGGGGGGGGGGGGUCCCGAACACCUGCCCUGGCCACAGACUUGCCCCUCCGCUAGAGGGGUGGCGAUGUGCGCCUGCGCGCGCCUUUCCGCGAGGUGAACAGUAGCCCCUCCGUGGGCGGUGCUUAGUGGAGGCGAAGUUCGAAGUCGCGACGUCACAGAGGGUCUCCCUGUGACGCAAUGGGCCUUCGGGGAAGCCCGCCAGCUGGGCGGGGGGCUCGGCCGCCGGCGCGAAAGGCAGCCGGAGGAGUGGCGCCUGUUCUGACGACCCCGGGGAAGACACGUGUCGCUGCCAGAGCCCCGCAGCAGAGCUGGAAAAUGCCCGGCCGCCGCGCCUUUGGGGGGCUGACUCUGCCGCUGCUGCCCGUCUCGCUGGGGGUCUUGCUGGGCCUGGCCCCGCGCGCCUCCCCGCUGGACAACGGGCUGCUGAGGACGCCCCCGAUGGGCUGGGAGCCCUGGGGGCGCUUCAAGUGCAACACGGACUGCGGGAAGGACCCCGAGAACUGCAUCAGUGAGCACCUGAUCAAGGCCAUGGCCGACCGGCUGGCUGCGGACGGGUGGAAGAAGCUGGGCUACGAGUACGUCACCCUGGAUGACUGCUGGGCAGCCGGCAAGCGGGACGCCCACGGGAGGCUCCAGGCAGACCCGCAGCGCUUCCCCAGCGGGAUGAAAGCCCUGGCUGACUAUGUUCAUUCCAAAGGCUUGAAAUUUGGCAUCUACAGCGACUUGGGCAAUGCCACCUGUGCAGGUUAUCCGGGCACAACCCUGGAGACGGUGGAGAUGGAUGCAAACACCUUUGCAGAGUGGGAGGUCGACAUGCUAAAGCUGGACGGCUGCUUCUCCGACUCCUCCUUCAAGGCUAUAGGUUACCCCAAAAUGAGCAGAGCACUGAACCAGACUGGGCGGCCCAUUGCCUUGUCUUGCAGUUGGCCAGCUUACGAAGGGGGCCUUCCGCCCAAGGUGAAUUACACCUUACUGGGCCAGAUUUGUAACUUCUGGAGGAAUUACGCCGACAUCGAAGAUACUUGGGACAGCCUCUUCCACAUCAUUGAGUGGUACGGAGACCACCAGGAUAUCUUGCAGCCGGCCUCGGGGCCCGGAAGGUGGAAUGACCCUGACAUGCUGAUCAUCAGCGACUUAGGCCUGAGCCAAGAGCAGUCGAAGGUGCAGGCGGCGCUGUGGGCGGUCCUGGCGGCCCCCUUCUUCAUCUCCUGCAACCUGAGGAACAUCUCGGAGGAGGCGAAGGACACGCUGCAGAACCCGCUCCUGAUCUACAUUAGCCAGGACCCAAGGGGCGUUCAGGGCAGACUCCUUGCCAGGAAGCAGAACUUUGAAGUCUGGAAGAGGCCCCUGGCCGAUGGCCAGUAUGCGGUCGCAGUCCUGAACAACAGAACUGAUGGGCCCCCACGCUCAUUUGCCACCACUCCCAGCCUCCUGGGCAUUUCAGGCUGCAGAGCAGGCUAUAGGCUCUACGAUGUGCUGGGCAAGCUGUCCAUGGGCGCUUACGCCCUCAAUGACACCAUCAGUGCCAAGGUGAUGCCCACCGGGGUGCUGCUGCUCUUUCUGAACCCGCUGUGCUAAUCCUGCCAUUGCGCAGGGCAAGGGAGCCAGGGACGUUUCUGGGAAGGACCAGCUGCUUCCUGCUUGCAGUGAGGCUUCAGCUUCAAAUCUCUUCCCCCCCACCCACCCCGAAAACUUCUCUGAAAGGCCACAUUCUGCUUCUGCUUGGAGACU
Notechis scutatus (mainland tiger snake) is the source of this 1872-nucleotide messenger RNA. The record is from RefSeq and is a predicted model, not a curated record. NCBI's taxonomy places the organism in Eukaryota, Metazoa, Chordata, Lepidosauria, Squamata, Elapidae.